GUCAAAUCAUUGUCCACCAUGGCGGAAUGUGUUCGACUUGACAGCAGCACAAGUAGUCACACCAUGGAUAAAAGCAUUACUCUUCCGCCCGACGAAAUAUUCCGCAAUUUGGAAAACGCAAAGCGGUUCGCGAUAGACAUAGGUGGAUCUCUCACAAAGCUUGCCUACUACUCAACUGUACAGCACAAAGUGGCCAAAGUCCGAUCUUUCGACCACGCUACAAAGGAGGCUGCCAGUGACAAGCUCUAUGAAAUAUCUGUGCAGGAAGAGGUCACUGCACGCCUGCACUUUAUCAAGUUUGAAAAUGCUUACAUUGAAACAUGCUUGGACUUCAUCAAAGACCAUCUGGUCAACACGGAUACCAAAGUUAUCAAAGCCACAGGUGGAGGGGCGCACAAGUUUAAAGAACUCAUUGAGAGGAAACUCGGACUCAAAGUGGACAAAGAGGAUGAGAUGACCUGCCUCAUCAAGGGCUGUAACUUUGUGCUAAGGAACAUACCCCACGAGGCUUUUGUGUACGCCAAGCACGCUGACUCAGAGUUCCGCUUUCAGACGACUCAACCAGACAUCUUCCCUUACCUGCUCGUCAACAUCGGCUCUGGAGUGUCAAUAGUCAAGGUUGAAUCAGAGGACAAAUUUGAGCGAAUAGGAGGGAGCUCAAUAGGUGGAGGGACGUUCUGGGGACUUGGAGCCCUGCUCACCAAAACAAAGAGAUUUGAUGAGUUGCUACAAUUGGCUUCAAAAGGGCAGCACACAAGUGUCGAUAUGCUUGUCAAAGAUAUCUACGGAGGAUCUUACGGGUCUUUGGGCUUGACUGGAGAUCUUAUUGCGAGCAGUUUUGGAAAGUCUGCUACUGCUGACAAAGAGUUCUCUAAAGAAGACAUGGCCAAGAGUUUACUCCAUAUGAUCAGCAACGACAUCGGGCAGCUGGCCUGUCUGUACGCCAAGCUCCACAACCUGUCCAGAGUUUACUUUGGAGGCUUCUUCAUUAGAGGACACCCUGUCACCAUGCACACAAUCACUUACAGCAUCAACUUCUUCACCAAGGGUGAAGUUCAGGCCUUGUUUCUAAGACAUGAAGGUUAUCUCGGCGCCAUUGGAGCAUUUCUUAAAGGAGCAGAGGAGGACAAUCCAAACCAGUACAGUUGGGGUGAGAAUUAUGCGGGGAGUUCUGGCCUGAUGAGCGUUUCUCCAGAUAUGAAUCCCAUGCAACGUGCACGUAGUGGAACGUUUGACAUGUUGGAGAUGGACCGUCUGGAGAGACAGCUGGUGAAUCUGCCUCUGCUGCAGGACCCUUCAUCUUACAUCCCUGACACCAUGGACCUCACAGAGGACGCUCUGGCCCGUGAAUACUGGCUCUACUGCUUCGAAGAGGCCCUAGAUGGGGUGGUUAAGCGAGCUGUUGCGAGCCAGCCUGACAUGCCAGAGGCAGCCCAGCGAGCCGAGAAGUUCCGCCAGAAAUACAGACACAAGCUCCAGACCCUCCGCCAACAGCCUUUUGCUUAUGGAUCCCUCACUGUCAGAAGUCUGUUAGACACGAGGGAACACUGUUUAAACGAGUUCAACUUUCCUGAUCCCUACUCUAAGAUUAAGCAGAAGGAGAAUGACAUGGCACUCAAGUAUUACCAGAAGGCAGUGAAGUCCCUGGAGGAGUUGAGCUGGGAGCAGAGACAGUUUGCCCUGGUCAGGGGCGUCCUGGCUGGGAAUGUCUUCGACUGGGGAGCCAAAGCCGUGUCGGAUGUCCUCGAGUCUGAUCCUGAGUUUGGGUUUGAGGAGGCUAAACGACAGUUGGAAGAGCGGCCGUGGCUUGUUGACUCCUAUGACCAGUGGUUUGAGAGACUGAAGGGUCCUCCUCAUAAGUGUGCCUUGUUUUUCGUAGAUAAUAGUGGAGUAGACAUCAUUCUAGGGGUGAUGCCUUUUGUCAGAGAGCUUCUCUCUCGAGGAACAGAGGUUGUGUUGGCAAGCAACUCUGGUCCGGCUUUGAAUGACGUCACGAAUGGUGAACUGCAAAUACUGACAGAAAGAAUCGCCGCCAUGGAUCCAGUGAUUCAGGCUGGUCUGAGGGAGGACAGAUUGAUGUUGGUCCAGAGUGGUUCCAGUUCACCCUGCCUGGAUCUGAGCCGCCUGGACAAGGUGCUAGCGAUGGUCGUGCGGGAGCGGCAAACUGACCUGGUGAUCAUCGAGGGAAUGGGCCGAGCCAUUCACACCAACUACUACGCCAUGCUCAGCUGCGAGAGCCUCAAGAUGGCCGUCAUUAAGAACUCGUGGCUGGCCGACCGACUGGGAGGAAAGCUGUUCAGCGUGGUCUUCAAGUACGAGGUACCGGCCGGAAAACCCAGCCAGCACUCUGCAGCGCUGUCGCCCUUAUGAGCCCAACACAAGCUCGUGUUUGAGCAGGACAGAACGCCGAAGUCGAGCAGCCAGAAUGGAUAAGCUGUAGCUCUGAAUGUAAGGAUGAUGAUGAUACUGCCACCAAGUGAAUGAGUGAUUGGAAAGCUGAUUGUAAAAUGUAGGUGGGUUUUAAAGGUGAUCAUUAAAAGGUAACUUUGGUAUUUUUUAACCUGGACCUUAUUUUCCCAUGUUUUUGUGUCUGUGUGACUUAUGGGGACAACGUUUUUAAAAAUGUAUUGAGUUAGAUGUGAAAAUAUUCUGGCUCUACACACUGUUUCUCCCCGUUGCCUCUCUGAUGCCCUCUUGUCCAUCUCCCGAUAUUUUCACAUCUAACUCGUUGAAUUAAGGAUUUAUUUCGACCAAACCAGAGUUGUUGAUUGUUGGAACAGUGGAAGGAUGGUUUUAGUGAGUUCUUAAUUUCUGUUGAUUUCAAAUGAAGUCUCACGAUAAUCUGCAAGUAAAAAUUACUGUUUUUGUCAAUGGAGUCUGGUGGCUUUGAACAGAGUAAUAUAAUUGCUGUUUCUGGUUAAACAAAAAGGAUCUUGCUCUUUUAUAAAAAGGUGUAUCUCUGUAGGGAUGCUUCCCAUAAGGUUGUCAGACAGUAAUAACAAUCUGAGUGUGUCAGUGGCAAAAACAAGGACUUGUAGUGGACAUUUGUUUUCCUUCUGCUGGCUGCAGCCCUCUCACUCAAUACUGGACCAAUUUCAUACAUUUUUUAAUCACUCUCACAAAAACAUGGGAAAAUAGUCUCAAAAUAUACCAAAGUUGCCCUUUAACAGGAAGCUUUUACAUUUAAUUCUGAAAUAUUGUUGAUUUUAGUGCUGGUUUCAUGGUUUACACUGCUUUCUUGCAGGUCUCUGUCCAACAUCCUGUACAAUCCCUUAUCGUUUGCAACCAUCAUUACUGAUCUCCUUCAGCUGGAGUUUGUUGUCAUGUGAAGUCACUGGCUGUGUUCAGUAAACUUUACAGACUGUUAAGACAAAUGAAAUGAAUGAAACCUUUAUUUUUAAAAUAUUUUAUCAGUCAUUGACAUUCUGCCAACACACCACACUGAGCACCCUUAUGGGCAAAUGUGAUUCUCUUCUGGAGUGUGUUUGUGUGUCAGAGAGUGAGAGCUGCAGCAGUAAUUACAGCUUUCAGCGGUAACACUUUUUACAUAAAGUGUAUUUAAUGUGCCUUGAGGCUGAUGUGAUAAAAGCGUCAUUCACGUAGACUGCUUUUACUUCUUGUUAAAGGAAAUAUCUGCUUUUGUUUCCCAGCAAUCUCACGCCAUAGACUAGGAAGAAUCCAUGGAUCUCCUGUGUUUUAUUACUGCCAGUGAAUGAAUUGAGAUGAAGAAAUGAAUCAUUGUCACUGUCACUUGUGUAGCUGUUAAAGUGGCAUCAGGGAAAAUGUUUGAUCAGUGGGAGAAGCAGCACUUUAUCACAAAGAGAUUCAGUUGUGUUCCUCCACAAGGUGGCAGUAUUCUACUGUGACGUAGGUUUUUAUGAUUUCUCAAAUCUUUCCCAAGGUGCUUGGUGUCAAAAAUUAACACUGCAUAUUUCAGGUUGAAUAUUCUAACUGUCUCUGAUCAAAGCUUCACUUGGAACUUUUUGUCACUGAGCUGGCCGUGGCAUGAGUCCAGAGAUUCACUGUAAUUAACUGGCAUGUUCAAGUACAAGCUGUAUCCCUAAAUCAAAAGGCAAUAAUACUGCAGCACCUAGUUGUAACGAACAUCAAACACUGUGUGAUUGUGAAGUGGCUGACUGUAUUGGUGACUUCAUCGUAAAUAUCUGAGUUCAAGGGAUCGGAUUUUAAAAAGCCUUGGGAGUGAAAGUGUUCCCCAAAGGUGCAGUUGCUUGACAUGUGGACUCACAUUGCAAUAUUGUAUUUGUCAUUUGUACAUACAUGUGAUAUACAAGUCUGUGUGUGUAUACACAUAUACAUAUAUAUGUAUUAUUAUAUAUAUAUAUAUAUAUAUAUAUAUAUAUAUAAAAUUCAUUUGCAUCACUUCUGUUAAGCACACCAAGCACAAUUUUGUGUGUUAUUCUCCUGACAAUCAAUUUUAAUUAAAUGGUAAAAACCCUUAUUUUA
Messenger RNA from Dicentrarchus labrax (European seabass), 4464 nucleotides. It is a transcript of the gene pank4, whose product is annotated as pantothenate kinase 4 (inactive). Gene Ontology annotation, molecular function: pantothenate kinase activity; ATP binding. NCBI's taxonomy places the organism in Eukaryota, Metazoa, Chordata, Actinopteri, Moronidae. Gene Ontology annotation, biological process: coenzyme A biosynthetic process. The transcript is spliced from 19 exons. The record is from RefSeq and is a predicted model, not a curated record. The coding region runs from base 19 to 2370 and encodes 783 amino acids. Gene Ontology annotation, cellular component: nucleus; cytosol.